CAACUGGACGUGCCUCCUCGAAGAUAAACCGACUCCUUAAACGCCAUAACAGGUCGCUUUCCCUUCCGCGCAUCAACUCCAAGCCAAGACGAAAAAAGCUUCUCUGUUUUUUCCUUCCUCUCCAAGUUUGCGCAGAGGUUGAUGAUGCACUCCUUGUCAUGGCUUCUCUUCCUGUGUCUAUGCUUCGGGAGCCAUGGCCUUCCUUGGCCCUUCUCCGCUCCGUCCUCCGCACAGCAAGGCGCGCCGAGCGAGCCCGUCAUGGGAGUGGCCGCGCAGUUCUCCGUGGAAAAUUUCGACGACCGGCGAGGGGUGAAGUUGGUGGAGGACGCGAGGAGGAAGCUCGCCGGCCCGAACACUUGCUGGCACAACGCGUACCGAAGCCUCUUCUCCAGCUGCGGAGAGAUCGUAUCCGACAAGGAGAAGCAGUCGAGAUUGGCGUGGAAGCUGAGCGAUUGCUUCCAGAUUGAUUCGGGUAGGUCAGCUCUUCCUUCGUGCGGCGAAGGGGCGGCAAUGGUGAAAUGCCUCAAGAAAUUGGACGAUUUGGAGCACAAAAUCUAUCUCGAGUUCUUCCUGGAGACCAAUUCCAUCUGCCACCAAUUGCAGACUGAUGCAUUCAAGCAUGAGACGGAGCGGCUGGUGAACGAGUUAUCGAGAUCAGCUCACUUUGCAGAGGAGAAGCUCGGAGCCAUAGAAGCAUCGUCGGAGAAACUGCUGCAAAAUGCGAACGACGUGCAGGACUCGCUGUCUUCGAUCGGCCUCCAGACGCACCAACUGGCGCAGUCGUCCAGCGCGGUGGCGGCGCAGAUCGACAGCGUGCUGCAGCACUCGCAGGCGAUCUUCGCACAGUCCAAGGAAAUCGCAGCCUCCCAGUCGGAGCUCAGAGGAGGGCAGCUCGAUAUGAAGGAGAAGCUCAUGGCCGGCAUCGCUGACUUGCAGGAUUCCUACAAGAGCCUGGACGACGGAAUGCUGAGGCUGAGGGAGGAAACCAUCGAGAUCGAGAAGGAAAUACAGGUCGUCGGCGAUUCCAUGACCUCCAAGAUGCAGCAACUCCAAACCAAAGCCGACGAUAUCGGUGACGUCACCGGCGCUUCCUUGGAGAAGCAGAGGCAGCUUCUGGACAGGCAGGCCAUGGCGCUCGAAGGCCUGGAUACACUCGCAAAGUUCCAAUCACAAGCCAUGGAAGAAAGCAGGGGAACGCUGCGAAGCCUAGCAGAGCUCGGUCAUAAGCAGCAAGAGGAGUUGCUGCGAGGACAAGAACAGAUCCAAAGUGCUCAUGCUCGUCUGAUCAAGAACUCUCAAUCGAUAUUAGCAGCUCAGGAAGAAUUCGAAUCGAAGCAAGCCAACAUAUUUGCUGCACUAGACAAGCUCUUCGCGCUGCACAACGCGAUCUUAGUCGAGUCGCGAUCCAUCAAGGCUUUCUUCUUCUACUCCUGCACCAUCUUCCUUCUCCACAUGCUCACCAGCACCAAGCAGACUUACAGAAUCCGGGCACGCCUUUAUUUAGGUCUGUGUGCCACAUUCGUGAUCGAGGCUCUCAUAGUUAAGCAUGGCGAAGAUGACUUCAAUCAACAAUCUCGAAUCUUAUCGAAAGUGUUCCUGGCCAGAAGUUCCUUUCUAGUCAUUGCUACCACCCAAAUACUUCACUCCCUGAUCACUUACAGAGACUAUGAGAUUUUGAAUCAUCAGCUGCUGCAAACGUUGGUGGAGAAGGUUCGGAUCAUGGAACAGAAUGCAGAGUCGUCUUCAUGCUUGGAGAGUGAUGGUAUUAUCAGUACGAGCUGGUUAUCAUGGAUGCAUGAGGAAUUGCCCGAUGAUGAAGAUGAAAAACUUGAUCCUGAUUACUCGUUGCUCGAGGAAGUCGGGGAGAAUUCAGUGGUUUUGGUUCCAGACGAUCGGAAGUACAACCUCCGGCCUCGCCUUCGGCAACGAUGAGAUGUGUUAUUUGAGUGUGUUUGAGUUCGUUCGAUCAAUGUGGAUUGAGUUGGGAGGGGUUUGUUUUAAUGAACAGUUUACCUCAAUUAAAAAACUAAAUAUGAAUCUUGCCAAAAAAAAAAUACUCUUGUGAACUAGUUCGAGUUCAGAGAAUGGAUAAGCUUGU
Zingiber officinale is the source of this 2098-nucleotide messenger RNA. Its product is annotated as protein GAMETE EXPRESSED 1-like. NCBI's taxonomy places the organism in Eukaryota, Viridiplantae, Streptophyta, Magnoliopsida, Zingiberales, Zingiberaceae. Bases 142 to 1932 code for a protein of 596 amino acids. The transcript is spliced from 5 exons. The record is from RefSeq and is a predicted model, not a curated record.